GCUCUGCUCGGGCCAAUCAGACGCGGAAAGGGGGCGGGAGCGUAUGCGGGUGGGUAGCAACAGUUGCCCGGGUGAGGACGAAGCGCCAUAGCCACGGUAGUCCUGGCGACAAGAACCCAGCAACGAGAAUCAACAACAACAGCCCGAUUCAGUGAAACAAUAAAAAUCAGAAAUCUCGCUGGAUAAUCCGCUCGGACUGAAAGCUUAUAACCUCAACCAUCUUCAUGACAACUCCAGCCUAUGUGGGGGAGCUGCAACAGGCCUCCCAGCCUCAAGGGGGCAGUGUAACCGUAGCACCAGGGCAGCCUGCUCCUGUUGCUCCCACGGCACCUCAGCAGUUCCUUGCAGAGCUGCAGACCACAGUGGUGACCGGACCAGCACCGACGCCCACCGGCCAGGCCACACCUCCUCCCACAGCGGUCCAGAAAACUCAAGCAGUAGUCCAGACCCCACCCUCUCAAGCUCCGCCCACACAGACUCAGUAUGUCACAGCAGAGAUUCAGAGUUCACCCACACAGUCCAGCAAUGCCCAAAGCACACCGCAGUACAUCGUGGUUACAGUUACAGAGGGCUCCCUCCAUUCCAGUGACUCGGUUUCAGAUUCCAGUCCUCCUCCUACAGUGGUGCAGACCGGAGUUCCCACUCAGGUGGUGCAACAGGUGCAGGCAGCCCAGCAGAGGUCGGUGGUCCAAGCCACAUCUCAGCAAACCAAGACUGAACAGAGCACCCAACUGAGCGUCACCAGCUUACAGCCUGUACAUUUGACUCAGGAGAGUUAUAGUGUACAGCCAGGGGAGGAGAAACCGAGGAAGAGGAGUAGGGAGAGUGAGAGAGAGAUAGCCGAGUGGUUGGAGCACAGGGCGGCAGCAGCAGCGAUAGCAUACAGAUAUGUAGACUCUUACAGAGGUGGCAUCUCCCACUUGGCUAGCAAAGCAGACCCCACACCGGACUACCCGACAGUGUCCUCCUACUACUCCUACUCACUGCCUGUGGCCUACCAGCCAUACACCACCUAUUCUGUCCCAGUUAUCACUUUGGGCUGGGAGUCAGAGCAGCCCCUGUACUCAGCUGUCUCCGCAGUGGACGUAGACAAGUCCUUCCUGUACGAAACUGCUUCCAGCCAUGCACAGCUUCAGCAGGUGCCGGUGCAGCAUGUCUAUGCUAACCAGGUUCAGUAUGUGGAAGGAGACACUAACUACACUACCAGCACCAUUCGCUCCAGCAGUUUCCCCUACACAGAUGCCCCUCUGUACACCCAGACCACUGGCGCCCAGUACUACGAGACCACCUCCGCCUCUGGCUCCCAGGCCCCCUCUCCCGGCACCCCUCUGACCGUCGCAGUAACCACGGGCUCCACCGGUGUCUCCAUGUUUGUUGCCGGGACGGGUCAGAUUGUGGCUAACCCCACGCCGGGUGCCGGAGGCGGAGCCACGGCAGUGAUCGCAACCUCGGGGACUGCGGCUAACGGCUCUGGGGAAGAAGGGGGUGGAGCUAACGGAAGCAGCGGUAGCUACGUGAUCCAGGGAGGCUACAUGCUAAGUGGCAGUGGUGGCGCCAGCAGCAGCAACAGCGGGAACGGUCAGGGUUACUCACACAACGCCCGGGCGUCCCCGGCCACCGUGAGUAUUAGCGAGGGAGAGGAGAAUAGCGUGCCGUCGGCAGACAAGAAGCUGUCCUCUGGCCCUCAGGUACAGUGGUUGUUGGAUAAUUAUGAGACAGCGGAGGGUGUGAGUCUGCCGCGCUCCACCCUCUACUGCCACUACCUGCUGCACUGCCAGGAGCAAAAGCUGGAGCCGGUUAACGCUGCAUCCUUCGGCAAGCUCAUCCGCUCCGUCUUCAUGGGCCUGAAGACGCGGCGCCUGGGCACCCGAGGGAACUCUAAAUACCACUACUAUGGGCUGAGGAUUAAAGCCGGCUCCUCUCUGCUCCGGCUGAUGGAAGACCAACAGCAUCUGGCCAUGAGACAGCAGCCCUUCUCACAGAAGCAGAGGUUGAAGCCGGUGCAGAAAGUGGAGGGAAUGACUAAUGGGAUGUCGUCAGGAGCAGGACAGCAGCAGCAGCAACAGGGAUCAGGCCUUUCAGACAUCAGUGCUCAGGUGCAGCAGUACCAGCAGUUUCUGGACGCGUCCCGUGCCCUCCCAGAGUUCCCCGAUAUCGACCUGCAGGGGAAACCUUUGCCAGAAGGUAUCGAGCUGGAGCAUAUUAAGAGCUUUCAACUGCUCUACAGAGAGCACUGCGAGGCUAUUCUGGACGUGAUGGUGAACCUGCAGUUCACGCUGGUGGAGACACUGUGGAAAACCUUCUGGAGGUUCAGCGAGAGCCAGGCUGGAGACACAGCCACGCUGGCAGUUCACGAUGAGUCAGAGAAGCGGCUGCCCAAGUCGUGCCUGGUGCUGCUGUGUAAAUACGACCCAGCGCUGCUCUGGAGCCGGGACUGCGACAACACGCUGUACCAGGGCCUGGUGGAGAUCCUCAUACCAGACGUACUGAGACCCAUACCCAGUGCCUUAACUCAAGCCAUCCGUAACUUUGCCAAGAGUUUGGAGAGCUGGCUCACUAACGCCAUGAUGAACAUUCCUGAGGAGAUGGUCCGCAUCAAGGUGACGAGUGCGAAUGCCUUUGCGCAGACCCUCCGCAGGUACACCUCCCUAAACCAUCUGGCUCAGGCCGCCCGCGCUGUGCUGCAGAACACCGCACAGAUCAACCAGAUGCUCAGCGACCUCAACAGAGUUGACUUCGCUAACGUGCAGGAACAGGCUUCUUGGGUGUGUAGAUGUGAGGACCGGGUGGUGCAGCGCUUGGAGCAGGACUUUAAGCUGACCCUCCAGCAGCAGAACUCUCUGGAGCAGUGGGCAGCCUGGCUGGACGGCGUGGUCUCGCAGGUUCUAAAGCCCUACCAGGCCAGCUCGGCCUUCCCCAAGGCCGCCAAACUUUUUCUGCUCAGGUGGAGCUUCUACAGCUCUAUGGUGAUCAGAGAUCUGACACUGCGCAGUGCAGCGAGUUUUGGCUCGUUUCAUCUGAUCCGUCUGCUGUACGACGAGUACAUGUACUACCUUAUAGAGCACAGGGUGGCCCAGGCGAAAGGUGAAACCCCCAUCGCUGUGAUGGGAGAGUUUGCGAGCCUUGGCCGCAGUCUGAAUUCACUGGAUCCUGAUAAAGAAGAGGAAGAGGAGGAGGAAGAAGAGAGUGAGGAUGAGUGUCAAGAUUUGGUGCUGCCUGCUGAUGCUCCUCUGGGGGAGGAGUCUCUGGAACCUCCGGCCAAGCUAGCCAGAACCGACCAGAGAGUGCUGUUCAGCACGGGCAACGCAGAGAACUGAGAACACACACGUUUCACUACGCACACACACAUUUCACUACACACACACACACAACUCACUCUCACAUCAGACUGAUACUGUGUACUGUUUGUGCACACAUAGUGUAAUGGAAAAAUAUGCUGCAGUCUACACAAGCCCACUGUUUUCACACACGCACAUACAUAUAUAUAAACACACACACACUGAAACAGAAGCACAUAAGGUACACUUCCCCUGCCAGCAACACACACACACACGCACAAACAUAUGUCGAUACAAGGCGAGUUGAUGUGAAAUUAAUCAGAAUCCUGAACUGUAUUAAUGCAAACACUUUCACAAGCUCUCUCUCACACACACAUGCACACACCCUGUCUCACUCACAGAUACACACACAACAUGAGAAAUUGUGUGUGUUCUAGUCAGUCCAGCAGCAGCAGAGAUGCUCUGCCUCUUUUGUAUUGCCCUCUUGGCACUGGCACACAGAGCUGUGGCAGGAAAAACGACGACAUCAACACUGGAAACACUGGAAUCCUGAGGUUUUCUGAAGGACAGCACUGGGCUGAGUGGCCCCACGAGGUUUUGUGGACUUCAGUCAAACUCCUGUGGCCCAUUGAGGGACCAAACUGUUACACAUGGGAGACUGGCUGGCUGUAGAUUGGCUGCAAGUGUGUGUGUAUAAGUGUGCGUGCGUGUGUGUCAGUGUGUGUGUGUGUUUUACGUAUCGUUCGCGGCCGCCCCGCUGUGUGUUGUCAGUGUGUUUUUGGGUGCACUGGGGCCUGCCGCUCUGAUUUUAUCAGUCUGAGUGAACAUAUGUGCGUGCUUUUUGUGUCUUUGUGUGCUAGCAAAAAUGUGUGUUUGUGCGUGUGAGUGAAAGUGAGUGAGUGAGUGAAAGUGUAUAUAUGUGUGUGUAUGUGGUUCUCAAGAAGUGUUGAUAGUUGUUUAUGUUGGUGGAUAUUUUCAAAGGCAUCCAUUUCUCACAAUUUUCUUUGAUCUACUUCCCUUUACCUUCAUUAAAACAACACUACUACUGUGUGCUCCGCCCCCUUUUGGGAGAAGGAAGUAGUUUCUGCUGUUUAUCAGAAUAGGAAUGAUUUUUUUUUCCUCUGGCAUGUCACUUUAAAUAUUUUUUGCCUUAAUUUUUCCUUUAUUUUCCGUAUUUCCAUUUUAUUUUUUCUAAAAUUUUCUGGUUUUUUUUUUUGUUUUUUUUUUUAUAUUGUAUUUCAGCAUUUUCAGUUGUUUUUGACAAUACUACUUUUUCAUUGUUUUGUUCUGUAUUGUUCUGGAGUGUCACAGAUUUUAUUUUCAUUUUGUUUUCAACUUUUUUUCUUCUGCCUUAUUUUUCUUCCAUUUUCUGUACUUUUGUUGUCCGUUUUUUUUUUUUUUAACAUUACAAUAUUUCUGUCAUUUUGUUAUGAAGUGUCAGGCCAAACAUGGAAUGGCUCAGAUUUCAUCCAACCUUUUCCCUCUGGAAAGUCACCUUAUUUAUUUUUAAAUUCUCUUCUGCCUUAUUUUUUUCUGCAUUGUCCGUAUUUCCAUAUUUCAGUUUUUUUUUAAUGUUAUUUAUUUUAUUUUUCUGCACUUCUAUUUUUAAAAUUGUGUACUGUAUUCCUUCUUUUUGUUUUGGAGUGUCAGGCCAAAUAUGGCAUAGCUUUAUUUUAUCCAACUUUUCCCAUCUGGAAAGUCACUUUAAUUUUGUUUAACUAUCAUAUUUUUUAGGGACAUUAGGAGCAUUUGUUUUGUAUCUUUUCAAAUUGGAUUUUUCCUCUACUGCCUUAUUUUUUCUUAGUUUUGUAUUGUCCGUAGUUCCUUUGUUUUAGGGAAUUACUGUGUUUGUCAUUUCAUUCUGCUGUGGCUCCUCAAAUUUCAUCCAGCUUUUCCAUAAUUUUUCGCUGCAGAUUUUUUUUUUUAAUACAGACAAACAAAGUGAUCCUGUUCUCUGUGAUAGAAUGGAUUCGCAGUGUUUCGUGCACAUGUAAUGGUUUGUUGUGUAUUCGGUUCUGACCCAUGCUCUUUCUCUUUAAUUCCCAAAACUGCCUACACUCAAUCUCUUUGCACCCAUAUAGAGCGGGAGGGACGUUUUAAAAACAGCUAUUUUUUAUGAAAAGCUAUUUCUUUAGCUAAUGGUUUUACCUUCGUUGGAUCACAUUUGGUAUUUGAUCCUUUUCCUGUGUUGAUGUAUUGAAAUCUGUUUUCUGUAAAUUCUGGUCCGUCUCCAUCGUUUGACGGAUUUCAUACUUGCAGUUCAUUCCUCGUUCCGUUUUUUUUUUUUUUGUGCUGUGUUCAGCAUUAUUUAUUAGAGUGAACAUUUUUUGUGAGCCACUGGAGCUAGCUAGCAUUGGCCACCCUGAUGUUGACCCGUCAACGUGACACAAACCAGCAUGUAUUCUUCUUUCUCUCUCUCUCUCUCUCUUUCUUUCUCUCUCUCUGUCUAUCACUCUUUUUCUCUCUCGCUCGCUCCCUCAGAGUCUAGUGAUACAAAGACAGACAAAAACAAACAAACAAAAAAAAAAGAAUGAAGACAUAUCACACAACCUUCUGAAGAAGCCUUUCAGUACUAUAGCCAUUUUCAUAACGGAGACAAUUAACCCUUUUAAGGUCAUUUCAGUUUCUUACGAAAAACAAAGGGGGGAAAAAAAGAAGAUAAAAAAGUGAAACAAACAAAACAGAGUGGCAGUGUUUUAUGAAAUCUUCUGAACCACGAGAAUGAUUGUGCCUUUGGAGUAAUCGAAUGAAAUUCAAAUGUUUUUAAUUUAAGAUAUGAAUAAAUUAAGAAUUUCUAAAAUUG
This is a messenger RNA of Astyanax mexicanus (Mexican tetra), 6081 nucleotides long. It is a transcript of the gene rfx1a, whose product is annotated as regulatory factor X, 1a (influences HLA class II expression). The transcript is spliced from 19 exons. NCBI's taxonomy places the organism in Eukaryota, Metazoa, Chordata, Actinopteri, Characiformes, Acestrorhamphidae. Gene Ontology annotation, cellular component: nucleus. Gene Ontology annotation, biological process: regulation of transcription by RNA polymerase II. Gene Ontology annotation, molecular function: RNA polymerase II cis-regulatory region sequence-specific DNA binding; DNA-binding transcription factor activity, RNA polymerase II-specific. The record is from RefSeq and is a predicted model, not a curated record. The coding region runs from base 225 to 3317 and encodes 1030 amino acids.